CAUCACGCUGCGAUCGCCAACUUUGGACUCGAGGAAACAUCACCAUCGCGCGCUUUCAGACAGGCACGCUGCGCAGGUCAUGUCUUCAAGCUUUGCAAAGUCCAAACUAAAAGCGAGUAGGGAUGCCAUCCAAGCCAAACGAUGGAGCGAAGCGCUAGAAUCGGCCGACGCGGUGUUGGAGCACGAGGUCGACAAUUACAAUGCUCUGGUCUUCAAGGGCCUCGCUCUUCUGAAUCUGGAACGAUACGAUGAAUCGGAGCAUGCGUAUCGGGCUGCUGCUCGAGCCCAGCCAGACUCCCCUUUGGCCUGGCAAGGUCUGGAAAAGUUCUUUCAGCAGCGCAAGAAUGCUGCAGGCAUACAGGAAUGUCUCGAAGAGGAGAUGCGCGUAUUCAGCCAAGCAGGAGAUGCAGGCAAGCUGGCAGAGGCGAUCCAGCGACUAGUAGCACUCCAAAGGGAGGAAGGAUCCUCGGCCCAAGUGGCUGCAGCGCUCGAGCUCUAUCUCGAGACAUCGCCUCAUCACGCGCUCUUGGCCACGCUUCCCCAGCCCGAUCAGAGCAGCCCUACAGCAACGAGCACGUACGAGGCGCAGCUGGCCAUGCACCAAAAGUCUUUGGACGUGCUGUUAGAGGUGAUCAGCUUGACGGAAGCGGUUGAAGAAGCUGCAGUGGGCAGGGAAGUUGAAAAGAGAAGGACAAGGCUGGACUCUGCUGGAAAGACUAGAGCGGCGCUGCGAGAUGAGGUCGGAGCGGAGGUGUGGGCAAACAGCAAGCUGCCCGCCUUCUUUGAGCUGGUCCUUGCGCACGCCUCUGCGCCCGAUGAAAUCCGUCGCCAAGCAGAGCUAAAGCUGCUACAACAUCGUUACAAAUUGCUGCUCAGCUUGCCUAAUCCCCGUAGCAGGCCUGACGCACCUACGGGUACCGCAGCAACGGAUGGCAAGGCCAAGGCGCUCGAUGCGCAAAAGUCGGAGCGAAAAGACGAAGCUCGAGAGCAGGUGCUGCAACUUGCGCAUGGCAUGGUCGCUAUUGGUGUGGCGGAGGAGCUCGCGUGGGAGAUCGACUUGGAGUGGGCCGAUUAUGCCAGACUCGAAGACUUGCCGCGCGACCAUCUCCGAGCAUUCAUCGAAAAAUUCCCCAGAGCAAGCCGAACACUUGCGUUUCGCGGCUUAUUGACGGCACUGCAGGACGAGCAGUACCUCGAAGAUGAAGCGGACAUUGCGAAACGCAACGAUGUCGAGCAAGCUACACCUGAUCUGCUAGCUCUUGCAAUCCAUGCUCUCGAGGACGCACCCCAAUCCAUCCUUGUGCACCGCAUUGCUUCGACAAUGUACUUGCUUGAUCGCGACUAUCUCUCCGCCUCGGACGUCUGCUCUGCCGGUCUGGCCUUGGUCAGCAAGCUAGAAGCUGCUGCUGCGCUCGACCUGUCGAGCAUACGGCGCUCUUUGGAAUCGACGCUCGCGGCUGCUCUGUCGCGUCUUCACCCUCCUCAACAUCAUGCGCGAGCGCUGCGUCUCUUGGACGGGGUGCUUGCUGGAGAUGCAGAAAACGCAGACGCGAUGAUAGCCAAGGCAUUCAUCGACGAGACCGCUUUACGAUGGGAUGACGCCAAGGAGCUUUAUGGUCAGGUGGAAGCAAUAGCUCGCAAAGCGCCCGAGGUAUCACCCCUGUCCUUCUCCUCUCAUCCAGGCAUCGAAGCCAAAGGCGGGAUGGCUUGGUGCGAUGUCCGUGCUGGUCGCUUCAACGAUGGCAGACAGGCCUUGGAUGGACUGCUGAACACCAUAGACGGGGACGACGGCUCUCUACAACUCUCGUCGGAAGAAAGGGCACAGGCUUGGUGGCGGCUAGGGUACUGUCUGUGGCAGAUGGGCGGCGAGCAAAAGACGGACCCAGAGAACGCCUUUACAUGCUUCGUCACUGCUCUCAAGCGUUCGCCCGGAUACGCUCCGGCCUUUACUUCGCUUGGCUUCUACUAUGAAGAGGUCGCGAGUGAUGCUGGUCGCGCUGCCAAAUGCUUUCAAAAAGCCUUUGAGCUCGACGCUCGUGAAGACGUUGCAGCCAGGCAGCUGGCAGUCGGCUUUGCCAAUGACAGAGAGUGGGACCUGGUCGAUGUGGUGGCACGUCGCGUGGUCGAAGGGGAAGGCGGCAGCGAUGCGUUGGGUGGAGCAAUGGCUUCCCUCAGGAAGCACAUUAGUCGCAAUGCCUGGGCAUGGAAAGCUGUAGGCUCCGUCGAGCUUCAACGGAGACACUUUGACAAGGCCAUCGAGGCUUUGCAUGUUGCACUCCGUACCCAACCAGCCGAUGCCUCAGCUUGGCAACGACUUGGAGAAGCCUACGCAGGCUCUGAGCGAUACUCUGCUGCUCUCAAGGCAUUUCACAAGGCGCAAGAGUUAUCACCAGACGAGUGGGCGGUGCGCUAUAGUAUCGCAGAGGUUCACCGUGACGUGGGAGAAAUGUACGAGGCAUUGGCCAUCUUCAACGACAUUUCAAAGCAUCACCCGGAAGAAAUUGGCGUAACAAUAGCUGCAGCCGAGACCAGCCUGCUUUUGGCCAAACAACAGAUGGCUGGUGGAUACGUGCUUCGAGCUCAGCAGUCAUUGCAGGAUGCUUUAGCGCACUGCCUCAUCGCUUUGUCUGACGAGCCACGUCUGCGAUCGGGCUGGAGCAUCGCAGCGGAUUCCGUAUUGGAGCUCUCCAGGGUGGCAAGCGAUGGCCGCAUACGAGAGUCGCAAGUUUCGCAGCUCCUGUCCUUGCUAGAGAUCUGCAACGACGAGCCGGUCGACGCGGGCCUGCCCAGCGUCUCAGUGUGCCAACGUCAUGAAGUCAGGAGCGGGAGCGCGAACCCGCAAUUUUGUGCAAAAGCAAGCGUCUUCUUGCACAAGCUCAGAGUGGUGUCCGCUGCGCCAGAUGAGCAAGCCGACGCGUGGUCGAGCCUGGCUGUCGCUCUUCAACACCUAGAUCUUAGAGCGCACGUCGAUGGAGCUAAUGAGCAGGCUACGGCGUGCAUCAAACAAGCCUUGAGACUGCAGCCAGAAUCAAGUCGCUUCUGGAUGAUACUCGGGAACCUCUCGUUCUUGUCCGACGUGACGGUAGCCCAGCAUAGCUUCCUCCGGGCAAUCGAGGCAGCACCACAGGAUGCGCUGCCUUGGUGCUACUUGGGGCUCCUCUACCUCCAGCACGAUGAUGUAGAGCUCGCCAACCAGGCUCUGAUAAAAGCACAGACUCUGGACCCGGAUCUCCCUCAAGCAUGGGCAGGUCAAGCAUACAUUGCGCUCAGGCACGGUGAUGAGGCAGCCUCCCGAGUCUUGUUCGCCCACGCCGUAAACCUUUCGGAGUCAUCAUGCCUCGAGGCGGACUACGGAUUCGCGUCUGGGGUGUACAAGCUGCUUUGCUCUGCCACUCCUCCACCAAAGACGCAGCUGCAUGCUCCCGCCUUUUCCCUCUCGGUUCUUCUUGCCUUUAGCCCACACGAUAGCACCGCCCUGCACCUGUCUGCGCUCUUUUGCGAACAACUUGGCGAAUUUGAGUUGGCGAUCGAGCGCAUCACUAGGGCGGCUUCUCUUCUGGAGAGCGAUUACGAGGCAGACGAGAAGCCUCUCACAGCUACAAAGUACGCCAUAGCCCAAGCCAACCUUGGACGCAUUCGAUUGGCAAUCGGAGAUGCUGACGGCGCUGUGGAUGCUCUCGAAGCAGCCUUGGGCUUGUUCGAUGUGGGAGCAGACGACGCCGCUUCAGGUGAGAUGAUGGACGGCAAGAAGCGGAUAGCGGUCCGCGUUGCGGCGCAUCUUGGAUUGGCGCUGGCUCAUCAUCUCUUGGAAGACGAUGAGGUGGAAGCGGCUCUUCAAAGUGCUCUCGAGGAGAUAAGCAGCCUCGACGAUGAGGAUUUCAAGUCAAGAUUACGCGCGCAAAUCUCUAUAGAAAGAGUUCGCUUGCUGCCUGCGCGCAGCGAAAGCUACGAAAGCGCCACCGCCGAGCUUCUUGACUGCGUCACUUCCAUGCCCAACGAUUUGAACGUGCUGAGCACGCUCGCCGCGAUUGGUGUGGCAGAUGAAGAUCAUGGACUCAUCGAUGCUGCGACGAGCGAGAUUGCCUCCAUGGACUCCUCGACGAGAAGCGAAGACAUUGAUCUGCUGCUCGCCCUCAUUGACUUUGGUCACGGACAGGAGAGAACAGACACUGCAUUGUCGCGAUUGCGCAACGUAGCGGAUCAGACGCCAUCUUCGGUUGAAGCGCACCUCACGUACGCAGAAGCUCUGCUGCGAGCUGCGACGUCGACAAACUCGAAACGUCGCGCCGAAGAGGCUUACGCUGCAGCUCAAAAGGCAUUUGGGGUCGUCAACUCGACCGAGGGUGGUGAAGAAAACUAUGCGCGAUCAAUGCGCCUUUUGGCUCUCGCUGCUUCAUUCAGCAACGCUGAUGCACCCGUUGUCAACCCUGCCGAAGAAGCAGGGACCGCUUCCGAGUCGCAGCCACAAGCAGCGGCGCCUCCUGACCUUGGUCAACGCGCUCUUCAUGCGGCGCCUUGGGAUUGCAAAAAUUGGCGCACUGCAGCGUUUGUCAGGGCGAAGGAGUCGAAGGAAUAGCUGACCCGUGCCAAGUCUAAUUUAUCGACUGGAUGCAUUGCCCAUACGCCGAUCAAUUUGUAAGCUUGCUCGUGCUCGACGCAUCGUAUGUAAUUGGCAUUUUGUGGCGUUGCGCACAGUCUCGCAUACAAGUGUUUGACAAAGAGCACACCUCGUCUGGUUUAGACGCUCGCCUAGACUGACGAGCAAGGACGCUCAUCGCUGCAUCGACUCGAUGUCCGAGCUGUCCUCGCGAGAACCCAUUUGAGCUUCAGCGCGUUCCACGACCAUGUCCUGCAACCAGCCAGGCGACUGUGUCUGAGCGUGCCACGUAACAUCGAA
Molecule: messenger RNA, 4897 nt
Organism: Ceraceosorus guamensis
Lineage: Eukaryota; Fungi; Basidiomycota; Exobasidiomycetes; Ceraceosorales; Ceraceosoraceae
Product: TPR-like protein
Exons: 12
Coding region: 80-4576 (1498 amino acids)
Cellular component (GO): Ski complex
Molecular function (GO): protein binding
Source: RefSeq, a predicted model, not a curated record